Mobula hypostoma (lesser devil ray) is the source of this 1366-nucleotide messenger RNA. It is a transcript of the gene c11h22orf23, whose product is annotated as chromosome 11 C22orf23 homolog. The transcript is spliced from 6 exons. The record is from RefSeq and is a predicted model, not a curated record. The coding region runs from base 76 to 744 and encodes 222 amino acids. NCBI's taxonomy places the organism in Eukaryota, Metazoa, Chordata, Chondrichthyes, Myliobatiformes, Myliobatidae.
UUUCCGUAGCAACAGGCCUAGCGCCUCAGGCGGGUGCGGGCUGAGCCCGAGGGACGGCGCCGAACGUCGGGCGAAAUGUCUGGUCAGCAGGGACCGGAGAAAGUGCAAACGGGCAGUGGGUUCUGGAACUGCGCCAAAGCCUCUUACAGCAAGGAGACCGUGGACGCGCUGAGGGUGAUGAUGCAGGAAUCCAAACUCAAUCUGUUCCAACAGAGGCAGCUAAACAGAAGGCUCCAGGAGGGUGAUUCCUUACCAGUGAAUUGUAAUCCCACAUCCAGCCGGGUGCCAGAGACCACUCCACUGCCACCAGCUCCAUCUCUCCGAGCCAACCCCUUCUCCAAACCACAACUACGUCCUGCAGAAAGUUGUCGAGCCGGUGACGCAUACCAACGGGAAAAAUUUAGGCCUCGACCAACAAGAGACUUGGAGAAAGAAAAGCAGCGCCUGCAGAAUAUCAUGGCAACUGGGAAGGAUGGUCCAAUACCAGACAAGAAACGAAGACCAAAGGAGGAGGAAGAAGAGGAGCCAGAAAUUGACCGGUUCGAGGAGCUAUGUAAUGAGAUUGAAGAGAGAAGGCAGUUCCUGGAGCAAAUGGAAUCCUUUGGCCGAGGGAAGGAAUUCCGUGGGAUCAUUCACGCAGAAGUUUCCCAGAAAAUCCAGGAGAUGAAGGAGAUCGACAAGAAGAGGAGCAGUGAAUUGAGGCAACAAAUAGAGAUGGAUAAGAGGAAGGGGGAAUCUGCUUGAUCAUAGUUUUAUACUAGAUAUCAAAUUAAAGUCUAAAGAAUUAAAAAGUACCCGAAAGACUUGUUUCAUAAAAACAUUUUCAGCUCCACCUUCCUCAGGCAGAUUCUGAUCCCAUGGCAGGAAGUGCCCUCUCUGUAUGAAUGAGAGAUUAGUGCUUGUUCUUUUUCCACCUGAUAUAAUUUGUAAAAUAAGGAACACAAAGUUAAAAAGCAAUGAACAUCGGGAAGUUUUCUGUGGUCUCUUUUAUUCCAGCUGAUACAACAAAGAGCUGCUGCCCCCCUCCCUCAUCAGUCACCAGGCCAUAGACACCCUCCCCGAACCACUCCUGCAUCGUGACGUGAGUAGAAGAGCAGAUCACCUGUCACUCCACUACGCUGACUUGCACCAGAUCCUUGCAACUCUCAUAGACCAGUUUUAUAGGCUGCCUCACUCCAGCUCUCACUCUGGGCUCUCUCUUAUGCAUUGCAACAAUUUCUGUAAGUUUAAAAGCUAUUUCUAAACUCUAACCCUCUUACAGUGAGGACCAGUGUUUCAUUUAUCUUUAUAACUACUUUCUGGACCUACUGGUUAACCAAAGAUCCCCCAGUACUGCAUUCAUUUCCAUUCUCUCUCCAUUUACAAU